CCAGGUCUCCAGUGCAAUGCCUCCAUAGACCUGAUCGGUACAUGCUGGCCCCGGAGUGCUGUGGGGCAGGUGGUGGCUCGCCCUUGCCCCGAAUACUUCUACGGAGUCCGAUACAACACCACAAACAACGGGUACAGAGAAUGCCUCGUGAACGGGAGCUGGGCAGUGCGCGUCAAUUAUUCCCAGUGCCAGGAGAUUCUCAAUGAGGAGAGGAAGAGCAAGCUGCAUUACCAGAUUGCCGUCAUCAUAAAUUACCUGGGACACUGCGUCUCACUAGGGGCCCUGCUUCUUGCCUUUGUCCUCUUCAUGCGCUUGAGGAGCAUCAGGUGCCUGCGGAACAUCAUUCACUGGAACCUGAUCACAGCCUUCAUCUUACGAAAUGCCACCUGGUUCGUGGUGCAGCUCACCAUGAACCCAGCCGUGCAUGAAAGCAACGUGGCCUGGUGCCGCCUGGUCACAGCUGCCUACAAUUACUUCCACGUCACCAACUUCUUCUGGAUGUUCGGCGAGGGCUGCUACCUCCACACGGCCAUUGUGCUCACCUACUCCACCGACAAGCUCCGCAAAUGGAUGUUCAUCUGCAUCGGUUGGUGUAUCCCUUUUCCGAUCAUUAUUGCCUGGGCCCUUGGAAAGCUGUACUAUGACAAUGAGAAAUGCUGGUUUGGGAAGCGAGCAGGAGUCUAUACCGAUUAUAUCUACCAAGGCCCCAUGAUCCUGGUGCUUCUGAUCAACUUCAUCUUCUUAUUCAACAUCGUCCGAAUCCUCAUGACCAAGCUCCGAGCCUCGACCACCUCGGAGACCAUGCAGUACAGGAAAGCAGUGAAGGCCACCCUGGUCCUGCUGCCGCUGCUGGGCAUCACCUACAUGCUGUUCUUCGUGAAUCCGGGGGAAGACGAGAUCUCCCGGGUCGUUUUCAUCUACUUCAACUCCUUCCUGGAAUCUUUCCAGGGCUUCUUUGUCUCAGUCUUCUAUUGCUUCCUGAAUAGCGAGGUCCGUUCUGCCGUGCGGAAGAGAUGGCACCGGUGGCAGGACAAGCACUCCAUCCGCGCUCGCGUGGCCAGGGCCAUGUCCAUCCCUACAUCGCCGACACGCGUCAGCUUCCACAGCAUCAAGCAGUCGACGGCUGUCUGAGCGGGGAGGAAGCCUUCGCGCGAGAGGGGGGCCAAGGUUUGCAGCAGAGCCUCCACUGCUUGCACUGCAGACUGAGCACGGCCUGUGGGUCAUGUACU
Messenger RNA from Chelonoidis abingdonii (Abingdon island giant tortoise), 1229 nucleotides. The record is from RefSeq and is a predicted model, not a curated record. NCBI's taxonomy places the organism in Eukaryota, Metazoa, Chordata, Testudines, Testudinidae.